AUGGAUACAGACGCCGGUACUACGCGUGACCCCCGUCUCGCCAGGCCUUUAGCCAGGCCGCCCCUGAACCACCCUUCCUCUGCGGAUGCUUCUUCAAGCGCCUCCCCUACGCGCUUCAGGCCUGGAUCCCGUUCGGUCGGAAGCUCCUCGCCCGUCGAUGCCCAAAAUGCCACUGCCGAUCAAUUUAUACGUGGAAUCUCCGACCUGGUCCAAGCCGCCGUGAUUGCUGCCAACAGCAAGUCCGAACAGGAGAGACUAAAAAAGAAGAGAGAGGCCACUGAUGCCCUGCUUAAGAAAGCUAAAGUUCACUCUAGUUUUCCGUCUACUGCAGCUUUUUUCCAGCAGUCCCAGGAGGCGGAGGACGCUGAUCUGGCUCAGCUUGAUAAAACCCUCCGGAAGCAUGCCGCCAACUACAGAGAACUGGAAAAUGCUCUAAAAGCCAAAUUUAGCUCGAUCAUGUCACUGGAGCCCCCGAGAACCGAGGACAGGGUAAACCAACUACAAAAUGAGGUCCAACAUGCGAAGAACGGGUUGGGAACUGCGCAGAAGGACAUCGCAAGGCUGCGUGACUAUAAUAUCAACCUGGAAGGCAAGAUGGCGGCAGUGCAGGAUAAAGUCGGCUCAGUUAGGACCCUGCAAGAAAAGGUUAACUCGCUUGACAGGCUUACCUCAAGCCACGCGAAACUUGCCAAAGAGAAUGCUGAGCAUGUCACCAAGAUAACCUCGGAGCUGGAAACUGCGUUGGCAUCGAAAGAGCGAGAAAAUAACUCGGCCGCUUCCAAGGCACAGAUGGAUGAGUUAAGAAAGCAGACCUCAGACUUGACCAAACAGAUCGAAGUCUUGCAGAAGUCCCAGCGUGAAUGCUCCGAUUAUUUGAAUAAGAUGAACAAGAGCCUGGACGAUCAUCGCCAGCAACAGGACACCCGGAGCAUGGAGAAUACACGGUCGUUGACAUCGCUUGCUGCACGCUUAACUUCAGUUGAAGAGAAGAAUAUCCAGGUCCCCUCCCCUGCUGUAGAAACUGCGCCUGAGCCGUCGGUCAUGUCUGAAGAACUGGCAUCCCGAUUACAGAAACUGGAAGGUGAACUCUCGGGACAGCACGAGCGUCGUAUUAAACAAAUGGAGGAUCAGCUACAAGGACUGCAAACAAUACAACAGAUGAAAGACGACUUCCAAUUCAAGGAAAUCGAGGAUCUCAAAAAGGUGUGGGAAAGGGGCGCCCAGGAAUUCGAAGAGAUCAGGAGCGAUUAUGUCCGAGUCAGUGAGGAGCUCAAGGGCCUGAGCCAAGCUCAGGCAGUAGCGAAUCCCGCUGGGGUUCAGGCGCAUAUCCAAGGGAUUGCGUCUGGACUUAUGAACAUGCAAAAUAUGGUUGAAACUUUGCGGGUUGCAUUACAUUCACUCGAGACUCGGUACAACAAUCUAUCCACGGAUACCAUUGUGAAACACAUGGUGGUGGCUAUGCAAGAGAUGUACCCAUCAACCGCGCAGCUGACAGAGCAAAUAUCCCUUAUUAGGGCAUGGUUUGAGCGGGAUAUUCCUCCAUUGAAAGCGAUAACGGAGCGCCUGCACGUGAAUCAGAUGAAUUUGGUGGAGCAGACACAGAAAGACAUGGCUUUGCGAAUGGAGGAAAUGAAUCGCCUGAGGAGCCAGCAGACGAAUCUCUCCCAAUCACUCGCCCCUGUUUGGGAGCGGCUUACCGCCCAGAAUCAGAACCGUUGGCUCACCGCUGAUGAUCUACGGCAAAUGCAGAAUGAUCUGACAUCUCUGGCGGCAAAGAUUGACGAGCAUACUAGCAAACUCAGCGGAUACGUGGAGUCGCGGGAGGCAAAGGACCAACUACUCCACGACGACCUGACAACAGGCAGAAAUAACUUGCAUAUGCAGCUCCACGCCAUUGCCGAAAAGCAAACGGAACUCGAGAAAAUUUGUUCUAAAUUCCAGAAGGUCAAUGACCUACCGGAUCAAGUCCAAGCCCUAGCCGUACAGCAGGAAACCCUGGCCAAAAGACUUUCUGAACAUCAGGAAGAGGGCUUGCAAGAUCAAGUCAGGGCUCUGGCAGAUGAACAGAAAAAGCUACUCGAGAGAUUUUCUGAUUCUCAACAAGAUAAUAUUAGGAGUCAAAUCAAGUCUCUGAUUGACGAACAGAAAACCUUGGCUGGGAGACUCGUCAAAACCCAGGAGGAACACGAUCAGCUCAAAGCUCUUGUAGAGGCUCAAGAAGACCUGGCAAAGAAACUUUGCGAGUUCCAAUCAAGCAAUGAAGACGACUUGAAUAUGUUGAAAGCCUGUCCAGAUGAGCUCAAAGCAGUGCUUGACCGUGUUUGCCAACUCGAGACCUCCACACUUGAAAAGUACCAGAAUGUUGUGGAAGAACAUAGGCUUCUCGAAGGCUCCACGUCGAAGAACCUUACAGGACUAACUGAAAGGGUCGAUGGCUUAGUGAAGCUAGUCGAGAGCAGCCAGCAACCACCGCGACUAGAAGAGCCUCAGCAAGAUGAUAAUAUCAGUGCAAUGAAAGAUGAGCCUGAGGGGAAUGAUCAGGAUGCUGAAGUCGCUAGGUUCAUGAGUAUAGCUGAAUCCACUCCAGCGCGUGCUUUACAAGAGCGGAAGAGGAAACGGCCUGUUACGUUUAAUGCAUCCGACGAAGAGCGUUCCAGUCUAAGUAGACCCGAAUCACCAACUUCCAAUGCUGCGGGUUCCGCAGCGGGAGGUGACACCGCGCCAUCAACAGACAGGAAAAGCCGCAAAAAGAAACAGAAGAAGCGGAAGUUACAGAGGAAUAAAGGUGCGCAGGCAGCAGACAAGAUAAUAACAAUUGACUGA
Messenger RNA from Aspergillus niger, 2823 nucleotides. RefSeq lists its product as uncharacterized. The coding region runs from base 1 to 2823 and encodes 940 amino acids. The transcript has a single exon. Lineage: Eukaryota; Fungi; Ascomycota; Eurotiomycetes; Eurotiales; Aspergillaceae. The record is from RefSeq and is a predicted model, not a curated record.